Messenger RNA from Racocetra persica, 533 nucleotides. Lineage: Eukaryota; Fungi; Glomeromycota; Glomeromycetes; Diversisporales; Gigasporaceae. The record is from the annotation of a GenBank genome assembly.
AUGUAUUUGACUAAUCUGUUUAAUGCUGUUGAACUAGUUACAGUUUGGCUUCAUGAUACUCCAGAGUUAUCUAAUUAUCAAUUUUAUGUAAGCGAAAUUUUAUAUAAUCAUAAUGGCCGGUUGAAGAUAAGAGAUAUUAAACUGUGGCAUCUUCAUCCAAUUGAAUAUACACAACUUCCAAUGUCAGCUCUUCAUAAUGUACCUAUAUUAAAAAUAAUGUUGGAUAUUUAUCACGAUGACUUUGAUACGUUUUGUAACAUGUAUUAUUUCUUAAAUGGAAUUUAUCUUCAAUUCUGCAAUAUGUCUUUGUGGCUAAGAAAACAAUUAAAAAAUCAUUUUGUUUUGGGUUUUGUUCUGUUUGGAAGAGAGUUUGAUGAUGUAAUGAAGCCGAUUAUAGAUGAAAUUAAAAUUUUAAAGAAAGAUCUCCUUCAAGGCAAUGAUCUUGCGGAUACAAAAUGCUAUAGUAGUAAUCAAGGAUAUAGGAGUUGUUUGGUACCUAAAGAACAAUUAAGUGAUAUUAGUUUUGAUAUUAA